Ipomoea triloba (trilobed morning glory) is the source of this 1674-nucleotide messenger RNA. Its product is annotated as pre-mRNA-splicing factor SLU7-like. The transcript has 3 exons. NCBI's taxonomy places the organism in Eukaryota, Viridiplantae, Streptophyta, Magnoliopsida, Solanales, Convolvulaceae. The coding region runs from base 1 to 1464 and encodes 487 amino acids. Gene Ontology annotation, biological process: mRNA splicing, via spliceosome. Gene Ontology annotation, molecular function: pre-mRNA 3'-splice site binding. The record is from RefSeq and is a predicted model, not a curated record. Gene Ontology annotation, cellular component: spliceosomal complex.
AUGGUUUUGCCAGCAGAGGAGCAUCAUGAUGCAACGUCUGAGAAUAUAGAACCUCGUUUUCUCUUGUUUGGCCAUGGUCAAGCACCGUUUGCGGAGGCUGGAUUCCCGGCGAGCCCUCCGGCGAGAAUCCGACGACGGGAAGAAGGCAAUAAGGUGAAUGCUGCGCAUUCGUACUUAUCCGAGGCGAGGAAGAAGCGUGUGGGGAUGAAAGGAUUGGAGGGGAAGGAAGGAGAGCGUCACCGGCACGCGUCUACGUCGUGUGAACAUGCCACGUCGGCGUCCGGAUCGAGUGGGAAAUUCCCCAUCAUUAUAAUUUAUAAAUAUUAUAAAGAGCAACCCAAAUUCAAUUCAACCAAGAUUCAUUUUAAUUCACAUCCCUCCCUAUUCAUGGUCGCCAUUGCAUUCAAAUCUAGGGUUGAGCAUAGGAAACAGUUGGAGUUGGAGUUGGAGUUGGAGAAUGCACGAAAGGCCGGGCUAGCAGCGCCUGAGGUUGACGAAGAUGGAAACCAAAUUAACCCUCACAUCCCACACUACAUGUCCUCUGCACCCUGGUAUCUCAACGCCCAGAAACCUUCCUUAAAGCAUCAAAGAAAAUGGAAGCCACAACCCAAUUACGCCAAAUCAUGGUACGACAGGGGAGCCACGAUUUAUCAGGCCGACAAGUACAGAACCGGCGCCUGCGAAAACUGCGGAGCCAUGACCCAUACCGCCAAAUCUUGCACGGAAAGGCCUCGGAAAUCAGGAGCAAAAUGGACGGGGAAACGUAUUGCCCCAGACGAGAAAAUAGAGCAAUUGGAGUUGGAUUAUGACGGUAAAAGGGACCGCUGGAAUGGGUACGAUUCUGCUUCUUAUGUCCACGUUAAGAAACUCAAGGAAGAUGAUGAAGAUCUGGAGGAUGAAAGUAUCCCCGGGACUGUAAUGAAUCUGCGUAUUCGAGAGGAUACUGCUAAGUAUCUUCUCAAUCUUGAUCCCAAUUCUGCCCACUAUGAUCCCAAAACCCGGUCCAUGCGUGAAGAUCCCCUUCCUGAUAUGGAUCCCAAAGACAAGUUCUAUGCUGGGGAUAACCAUAACAGAUUAAGCGGUGAAGCGCUCGAGUUGAAGCGUCUCCAUAUUCUUCAUAUGCAAGCUGAAGCAGCUCCCUCGGAAGCCGAAUUGCUCUAUAAAAGCUAUAGAAUCAGUGAGGAGAAGUUGAAGUCUGAGAGAAGGGACACCAUCAUGGAGAAAUAUGGGAAUGCAGCUAAUGAGGAAACACUGUCCCCAGAACUUUUACUGGGUCAAAGUGAUAUUCAAGUAGAAUAUGAUCGGUUUGGGAGGAUUGUGAAAGGAGAUAUGUCACUCCCAAAAAGCAAAUAUGAAGAGGAUGUUUACAAGAACAAUCAUACUAGUGUUUGGGGUUCUUGGUGGAAGGAGAAUGUAUGGGGUUAUAAGUGCUGCAAACAAACAAUUAGAAACACUUAUUACUAGGAAGAUAAAUAGAGUCUUAUAUUCAAUUACCGAGUAUAUUUUUGUGUUUAGAGUUUUGUAUUAUUCAAAAUUAAUUUCAGAAAGAGCUGCAAACACACAUUUGUUUUGACACUAAUUUUUUGAGCACUGAAGUCCUACUCACUCCUGCAAUUAGGACAUUUUUGGUUUGACGUAUGAUACACUGAUGCAGUAUGGUGAUUUUGUGCAAAA